UGUGUUGGAGUGCAUUUGAAUGACAAAUCAUCAAUAUUGAAUCUCUGUAUCUCUUUUCUCUGCAGACUGAUGUGAGGGGACCAUGAUGAGGACAGGCCAUGGUGAGGUGUGACUCAGGACCCAGCGCUGGGGAGGGCACCUGGAACAUUGAUGGAUACUGGAUAUAGAGGUCAGAUGGUGUUCUGAACGAGACAUGGGUAGCUACUGUAGCUGUCCUGACAAAGACUUCCCUGAUAAGCAUCAAAGCAAAUUCAAGGUGAUAAAUGUGGAUGACGAUGGUAAUGAGUUGGGCUCAGGCUUGAUGGAGCUGACAGAGGAGGAGCUUAUCCUCCAUACCAGGAAACGUGACACCGUCAAGUGGCCUUACCUCUGUCUGCGUCGCUACGGUUACGACUCCAACCUCUUCUCCUUCGAGAGCGGGCGACGAUGCCAGACUGGACAGGGUAUCUUUGCCUUCAAGUGUGUGAGGGCAGAGGAGAUGUUCAACGUGCUGCAGGACAUCAUGCACAACAACAGCAUCAGUGUAGUGGAGGAGCAGGUGGUGGAGCUCAACCCUAUAGAGACGACUGAGAUGUCCCGCAAACCACACACUGCUGCUGCUGGCUACUCUGUACCCACGUUACCGAACGGUAUAGGACGCCACCCGUCGUUUGGUGAGGCCUCGUCGCGCCCUUCUAGCCGACACCCGUCUGUAGGCAGCGCCAGGCUGCCCUCCGUGGGAGAGGAGUCAUCACACCCCCUCCUGGUCUCAGACCAGUCGGUCCACACCUACGUAAACACUCCUGGGAUACAGGAUGACCGGCGCACUCGCCCCAGCAGCCACACCCCCUUGGAACUGCGGCUGUCCAAUCCGGAGACGACCUCCUCGCUAGCUACCGCCCCUCCGUCUCCCACGGAGACAGACAUGGAUACUGAGCCUCAGGUGCUGCUGGAGCCAGAAGGGGUUAAAUUCAUCCUGGGUCCCACCCCGGCUCAGAGGAGGCAGAAGCAGACCCCUGGGGAUGAGGACAGGGAGGCUGGGUCCAGACGUUCUGGGGAUGAGGACAGGGAGGCUGGGUCCAGACGUUCUGGGGAUGAGGACGGGGAGGCUGGGUCCAGACGUUCUGGGGAUGGAGAGAUGGAGCUUGGGGUGUCUGGGUCUAACGAUGAGCCCAGCUUGACAGCUCCCUCUGGGGGUCUGAACGGGAAUGGGAACGACUGUGUGGUGGGCGCAACCCUGGGUCUCCAGGCAGGAGACUGUGAUACGGGCUAUGACAGUGAUGAACGCAAAGACGGGCCCCCUCCCGCUCUUCCUCCGAACCCAAACCCUCCACCUCUCCCAGGGCCCAAACCCAGCACCAUCUCCACCUAUGAGCACCACAAUGGCAACACCAGCCAUCCUUAUGUUUCCACCCCUGUUCCAGCCCCCAACCCCCGGCGUAACCGCCCCGCCAUCCCCCUCCCUGACUCCUCCCACAAUGCCAACAACUCCGCCCAGCGGCGCACGGCGCUCCUUAACUACGAGAACCUCCCGGCGCUGCCGCCGGUGUGGGAGACCGCCAGGCGCUUCUCCGAGGGAGACGAGGAGGACGAAGAGGAGGUGUAUCACGGAUAUGGACCAAAGACGCCCUCCCUUAACGGCUACCACAACCACCACCACCAUCCUCACCACCAUCAUCAUCACCUUCAUCACCACGGUCUGGGUCUGGACCCCAUGCACAACUACGUCAACACAGAGAAUGUAAAUGUCUCGCUCAGCGCCAAACUGGACUCUGCGCGGAUCCUUCCGCGGGGGCGGGACUCUAGCCGUCUGUUUGACCCCACCGUCUUUAACUUUGACUUCCGGUCGGGGCGAUUGGCGGGUGGACCGUGUGGGUUGGGGUUGGAUCCCCUGAGGCAGCUGAACUACAUUGAGUUGGAGAUGGAGAAGGGUUCGGACUCCAGUGGGCCGCAGACACCCAAGACCCCCACCACUCCCUGUGGCCUCGGCCUGGGCAGUCUCCUCCUCCCCCCCUCCACCCCCACGCGGAGGACCGAACUGUACGCCAUGAUCGACAUCGAGCGCACGGCGGCCAUGUCGAGCCUUCAGAAAGCACUGCCCCGUGACGACGGUACCUCUAGGAAAACCAGACACAACAGUACUGACCUUCCUAUGUGAACUUCACCACGCCCUCCCAUACCUAGCCUACCAAGCACUGAUCGCAAAUGGAACCCUAUUCCCUAUAUAGUGCACUACUUUAGACCAGAGCCCUAUUCCCUAUAUAGUGCACUACUUUAGACCAGAGCCCUAUUCCCUAUAUAGUGCACUACUUUAGACCAGAGCCCUAUUCCCUAUAUAGUGCACUACUUUAGACCAGGACUAUUCAUAAAGUGCCUGAGAGUAGGAGUGCUGAUCUAAGAUCAGUUUGACCUUUUUAGACAAUAAGGAAUCCGAUGACCUGGACGGG
Oncorhynchus gorbuscha (pink salmon) is the source of this 2426-nucleotide messenger RNA. RefSeq names its product fibroblast growth factor receptor substrate 2a (gene frs2a). Lineage: Eukaryota; Metazoa; Chordata; Actinopteri; Salmoniformes; Salmonidae. Gene Ontology annotation, cellular component: cytoplasm; cell-cell junction. The record is from RefSeq and is a predicted model, not a curated record. Gene Ontology annotation, biological process: cell surface receptor protein tyrosine kinase signaling pathway.